AUGACCUGUCCCUCCAUCCUCAGCACCAGGGGGGAUACAUGCGAGAGCCUAUCACGAAGAUGUGGUGUCUCCGAAGACUAUCUCCUUAUCUUCAACGGAAACUCUACUUGUUCCACUCUGCCUCUGGGCUUGCCCGUGUGUUGCUCGGACGGGGCGCGUCAGCUUCCACCGACAGGUAACGGGGCUUUGUGCUACGUGUAUACCAUCGAACACGGCGAUACCUGUGCUCAGCUUGCGGACGGGUUCGGCAUCACCGUGCCCGAGAUUGUGAAAUGGAACAAGAACACCACUGGCUGGAAUGGUUGUAAUCAUCUGGAGGAUGGAGGGCGAAUCUGUCUCAGUGCUGGCGAGCCGCCUAUGCCGGUUGCACUUCCAGAUGCGGUCUGUGGCCCCCGGUGUUCGGUCUGGGGGAAAUGCGGGACGGGGCCAGACUUUUGUGGCUCGGCUGCAGCUGGAGAUGCCGUGCCUAAGGCAAGUUCGAAGGAAACGAACGCCAUGACAGCUAUUAUCCCAAAGGCAAGCGCGAAGGAAGUCAAUGGCGUCACAACCGUACUCAGGGCGACUACGAAGGCAGGCACAGCUGCAAUAGCUGUCAUCCCCAAGGCAAGCACGAAGGGUGUCGAGGCUGUUACAUCUAUUGUCUCCAAGGCAAGUACGAAGGAAGGCAAAGCUACAACACCUGUCAUUCCUAUGGCAAGCACGAAGCAUGUAGAGGCUGUCACAUCUAUCGUCUCCAAGGCAAGUACAAAGGAAAGCAAAGCUGCAACAACUGCCAUCCCCACGGUAACUCCAGAGUUUUUCAAUGGCAUCAUAGCCCUACCCUUAGCGACUACGAAUGAAGUCAAUAGCAUCACAACAGGACCCAAGACGACUACCAUUCAAGCCACGUCAACCAUAACAGUCGACACUGUCACUCCAGGACCUGCAGAGAAGAAGUUAGAUUUCGACUUACUCAAUCCUCUACUGUUCAUCAUGUCAGUGGCCAAACUUGAGAGCGCAGGCAAAGAUGCUACCACCACUGUGCCCACCCAGUCUACGACUUCCAAAGCAACCGCAACCACAUUGAUUAGCACCACUAAGCCCUCAACCUCAGUGGCAACCACGUUGACCACCGCAACUAAAACCAACGACAACCCCCCAUCCACCAAUGCUGCUGGAGUGGUCACGGUGCCCACGGGGUGGUCGUUGACAAUGUACGGCGGGUGGGACUGUAGCGGCAACUACAUGGUUUUCGAAGGCCAUAACAAGAAGUUAGAUGACAGUGACUGCAUGCUCAUUGGCAAGGACAGUACACUCCGCUCUGUGCUCAACGAUACAGCGGUCUCGUGCCGGUGGUGGAUUGAGGGUGGCAACGACUGGCUGCCUUGUUCUGAAAGUUAUAUGUCAGUCAAGCCCAAUUCGUGGGUUAUGUCGAAUGGGCUCUGCACUGUUUCUCCGAAUAAAAAGUGCGACAAUUAUAACGACAUUGCUGAGACUUAUGGCUGGCGAGGAACGGGCAAUUGUCAAAAUCGUCGGACGAUGGAUCCGGCGUUUGGGUCGAUGAAGUGCUAUGUUGGAUAG
Messenger RNA from Penicillium bovifimosum, 1560 nucleotides. Its product is annotated as LysM peptidoglycan-binding domain-containing protein. The record is from RefSeq and is a predicted model, not a curated record. The transcript has 2 exons. NCBI's taxonomy places the organism in Eukaryota, Fungi, Ascomycota, Eurotiomycetes, Eurotiales, Aspergillaceae. The coding region runs from base 1 to 1560 and encodes 519 amino acids.